ACACAUGCAGGCACACUCUGCACGGUAGACAACAGUUGUCCACAGAUUUCUGCAUCACCCCGCAAACGUUUGGAACCUAUAAACCGGUAUGUAGUUGACGCGGGUCGUUACAGCGUCCGUGGACAGUCCGGUUCUUGCGCUUCGGGGCGGAGAGGCCAGCAGGAUGACCCGGCUGUGGGCUGUACUGCACUGGGUCACGGUGGUGCUUGGAUACCGGGCCGUGGCGCAGUACUCCAGCGACCAGUGUAGCUGGCGAGGAAGUGGUCUGAGCCACGAGUGGCAUCGCAGAGAUGUGGAGCAGGUCUACUUACGCUGCUCCCAGGGCUCGCUGGAGUGGCUCUACCCGACCGGCGCCAUCAUCGUCAACCUGCGCCCAAACACGGAGCCCACAUCGGCAAACUUGGCAGACCUCCACGUGUGCAUCAAACCGCGGCUCCACUCGCAGGGUUCGCACUUGUAUUUGGAGCAUACUGGUGAUCUGAGGCUGCUGAUGCCCGAGAGCGAACAUCAUCAGGGAAAAAUACGUUGUUUCAGCCUCACCGAUGGAGCUCUGUUUGUCGAGGCCGUCCCCCAGGCAGACAUCAGCCGGAGGAUAACCGCUUUCCAGUACGAGCUGGUGUCCAGCCGAGGUCCCGGAGCGCACUUGUACCCGCACCUUCACCCUGGUUUGGUCAAAUGUGAACCAUGUUCAGAUGAAGAAGUCCUCAUGGCUGUCUGCACCAGUGACUUUGCGGGCGGCGGCAUCUUUCAAGGCGUGCUGUCGAUCACUGACGAGCACUCCCAGGCUGCGCUGACUCUGAGUCGGCUCUUCCACCAGAAGAACGGGCUGUUUGCUGGUGGCGGGGCCAGAGUGCGCCGCUGGACGGGGCGUGUCAACGUUCCUACAAAGUGUGACGUUCCCCACGGAGGAGAUGAGUACCUUUUGACCGGCUCGGUCCAUUUUGGAGAGGCGUGGCUUGGAUGCGCACCUCGUUACAAGGACUUCCUGAGGCUUUACGGCACAGCACACAGAGCAGGAACCAACCCUUGUCACAUUGACACUAACUGAGGGAAUGGAAAGUGUAACAGCCUGAAAGAGAAUGGAGGUCAUUUUCAGUUUAUGACAGAGAUGAGCCAAAGAGCACCAGUGCGGGAUCUUCAACUUUGUAUUGUUGCUGUGCAGCAAAACUGUAAACAAUGGACCUCUGCCAAUGCUUUGUCACCUGCAAAAUGAGUGACAAGGUGGCAAAGUGAAGUUUCGAUCUUAAAUGAUGCCCAAUUUGGCAAGAUUGCUAACAAGAUAGCAUUGGUGUGUCUUGUCACGAACUGUCCCUUGGUACGUGCAGUAAAUUGAGUUAUAGUGUGAGGACUCAUUUUGCCCUUCAAAUAGUAACGGCAGGCUACAGCUCACAGUAAGGUCCUCCUCGUUGGCUGAUCUAUGCUGACUGCUCCUUGAUUUACUGAAGCAUUGAAGAGACGCCUGCUGUUAUCACCGCUACCAAUCUAAUAGAUUUAUAUGCACUCUGUGUAAUAUAGUGCUGUCUGUCAUCCAGUGAUUGUACCAAGAUGAGUGUUGGUAAAUCUUAAAAUGUCAGAACGUGAGAUAUGAAGAACUAACUUGUUUGGAACACCUACAAACCUUUUAUGGAUUUUCCUCAAGGUGAUACAUUGUUUUUGAUCAUUCUUGAAAUGAAUGUUUGCUUUGUAAAAAGCUCUGUUAAAAAAAAAAAAAAAAAAAAAAAAAGUAUCUUCUUUCAGAAGUGUACAAAAUGCAGCUCUGUGAGUCUCUAUAUAGCGUAUGUGUUGUGCUAAUUUGCAAUUGUGUUUCGCAAAGUGUCUAUAUUUACAGAAAAUAAAGUUUCUUAAUUGA
Phyllopteryx taeniolatus (common seadragon) is the source of this 1849-nucleotide messenger RNA. RefSeq names its product meteorin like, glial cell differentiation regulator b (gene metrnlb). NCBI's taxonomy places the organism in Eukaryota, Metazoa, Chordata, Actinopteri, Syngnathiformes, Syngnathidae. The coding region runs from base 164 to 1048 and encodes 294 amino acids. Gene Ontology annotation, molecular function: hormone activity. Gene Ontology annotation, biological process: energy homeostasis; positive regulation of brown fat cell differentiation. The record is from RefSeq and is a predicted model, not a curated record. The transcript is spliced from 5 exons.